GAGGAGGGGAGGUUGACCGUGGUCUGCAGAACCCUGAUGAUGUCAUGAACCCCGGAUACCACAAUGUUAGGUUUCCAGGUUUUAUCUGGAGGAGCGAAUAUUUGCAGAUGUGCUCAGCCUGCACGGAUAAACACAGAUGAGUUCAGACUCGGGAGGGUGAGGUGAUGCAGAAACCAGCGUUUACUUUGGACUUCAUCGUGCUGAACCUGUGAGGGCCUAAAGCAUGGAUGUAGUGCUGCUGCAUUAUGGGAAAUGUCAAUCUGAGGGUUUAUCUUAGAGCUUGGGGUAAAAACUGAGGACUUUGCGACAUCUGCUGCACAGAUUUUUGAGAUGAUCGAUCUGAUCUAAAUCACCCAAACUGUACAGGGGAGGAGGAGGAGGAGGAGAAGUCACCCAGAAUGACCCUUUAAUGUCUCUCUCUCUCUCCUUCUGCCUCCCAGUGUCUCUCCACCACUGCUCCUCUCUUAGGUUUUCUCUGCUGCUCUCACUUCCUCCUCCUCUUCCUCCUCCUCCUCUCCUUCCCUCUACUCCCCCUCCUCCUCCUUCACUGGGCGGUGUAUUGUGGGGGGUGUGUGGACAUGUGCGCCCCUCCUCUCGGUAAUGCGUGGAUAAUAGCGGGUGUAAAGUGGAUUUGAACUUGCAGCCAGUGCUGAGAGGAGGCAGGAGAGGUUUCUUCUUCUGCUGCAGCAGCUGAGAGUGAAGCGCCUUCAGACGCGGCGAGUUUGAGAACCGACCAGAACCGACUGGAUUUUCGGAACCAUUCUUCUUUUUUGUGGAUUUAAAAGGUAAGAUGUUUAAUUCUUACACUCUUCCCUCACGAAUCUCUGCAGAGUUUCAAAGAAGUAACUUUAUUUCCAUGCACAGGAGGAAUUUUUUUUUUUUUUUUUUUUGGUGAUUUCAGAGUUUUAUUUGACUUAAAACUGAACCCAGCCCCUUCUUCCUUUGUGCUGAGGAGUCUGGGGUCUUUUUGGGUGGUGGACAGGAAUGUUCCCACACUGAUAGAGCUGAAUGAUAUGAGAGUCAUUGAUUGAAAGUGACACUCGGGACCAAUUAGGUCCAUUUCCAUCCACUGACAGCUCAAACUCUUGAUCCGUCGAUAAGCUUUAUCAGCGCUUAUCUGCUCCAGCUGUGACCGCACAUCUGCGCAGACAUGUCCUCUUCAAACUCUUGAUCCAUUUCUAUCUUCGGAAUAAAAUCAAUCUUCGUAGUUUUUUUUUAAUUUAAGACUUUUGGAGCCUUUUUUUUAACCGGGAAAAGUCAAAAUAACCGGGUUAGAUUUGCAGCCAUAAAACGGACAUGCCUCAGAAAACACGUUCAGAUUAAAGUACAGAAAAACACUCAGCGCAGACUUUAAAUGCUUUUAAUGUGUGAUAACUCAAAAUAACUUAGAUGUGUUGUAAUGAGUAAAAUGUGAAAAGUUCAUUUGAACAUUUGCAGACAGAAGUUAAUGGGUAAAAUUCAUGAAUGAUGGUAGAAAUGCACAAAAUAAUUAAAAAAACAAGUCGUGAGCUUUGGCUGUUUUAUGUUAAGAUUUCGCUCUAAUAAAGUCUUUUUUCAUUAAAAAAAAUAAAAAUCAGUUUCUGACUAGAAAGUUAAUAGAAAAAAAAAAAUUUGUAGUCACAUUUAACGCCCAAAACUUACAUCUUAACCCAUUGUAUAGUAAUAUUUCCUGACAUAACCAGAUAGUUUGAGAAGAAUUAAAAUAAUUUAAAAAAUUGCAUUCGAUUCUCUACCUAAAAACAUUUUUGAGCUAAAAAAGCAACAAUCAGCCGAGUAAAAAUUUAAAGCUCCUGUCAGAGAUUUCCAGUUCAAUAAAUUUUGGCGCCCCCCUGUGGACGAUUCUGUAAUUUCUGUGUCCUCUUCAAGCUCAAGAAGUGUCACCAUCCUACUGACUUUGGACAGUUAAAUGUGUAAAAUUUUUGUGAAUGUUUGAUAUUGAAAAUACAAAAAAGAUCCAUAUUUGUUUUCUUUGUUUUUGUUCGGCAUAAAAAGUCGUCAGUUUGAGUUUGAGUGUCAUUAAAUUAAAAUAAAAAACUCCCAUCAGGAGCUUUAAUUACUUUAGUAAACUAAAAACAACAAGAAGAAAAAAAAGUUCACAUGAUUACUCACUUUUUUUUCCCCACGAAGGUUGGAAAAGUCAAUAUUUUCAGAGAUGAAAAGUAAUCCAUAACUUUUGGAAAGUCAUAAUAUGACUCAAAAAGAUGGGGAAACUAGAAAAGACAGCUGCUGCUGGAUUUAGUACUUUUUCGUUUCUUUUUUCUUUGACUGAAACUUACUCUGACUUCUUCUCCCAUCUGUCCUGACGGUAUUUUACCAGCGGAUUUAACCAAAGGUGCUCCUGGCUGAUUAAAAGUUCAUGAAUUUUGACUUUUUCUUCUCUGACUUUAUCUUCUGCUCUCUUCAGAUCGUGUUGAGAUGAUUUCUCACAUCCUUACACACCUGCUCUGCCUGCUGUGUGUGUGUUCAGCUCGUCCUUCAUCAGGUGAGUCCUCUCUCUCUGUGUGAGGCUGAGCUCCAGGUCCAACUCUGACUCAGUGGAAACUUGUUCAUGUUUUUCUGGCUGCAGACUCAGAUCCUGAAUCAGAGUUUGAUUGUGUCUGUCUUCUCUGCCUCAUCCUCUCUGACAUCAACGUCAUGAGCUGCUCCGAAGAUCACUGUAUGAGUCGAACACAGAUUUUAGUCAAACGUCGCGUUUAUUAUUACAGGAAGAAAAAACCUGAGGUGUUUUUUUACCUAAAAAAACCUCAGAAAACAAGAUCGAGUAACACCAGACUCUCUUUUUGGAAAUCCUGGAUGCCAACUUGGACUUCAUUAAAGGGAUAUUUUGGCAUAAAAUUAAUUUAGGGUCAAACACACUGAGUUAGACCCCCCCUCCAGAGAUGAAUGUUGCCGACCGCUGGCUUCUCCAGUUAUACCAACUUUAGUAACAACUGCAAACUAGCAAUAAAGAGAGCUACGCACUCAACCAAACACCACUCUAUAGCCACAAAAAAUGCUCAGAGCAGCACCUAACUUCAUCAAUAGUACAUAUAGGGUCCCAGCCAUAGUACUAGCCACCAAACAUCUUUUUAAAAACAUUAAUAUACUGUAGGAAAGUUAGCCAAAGUAGACACUAAAUUAAAGAAGACAACGGGAGUGGUGAUAAAGUAAAAAUAUGUCACAAAUUGGUUAAACUCAAAAUUUAAAGUUAGAAGUGUUGGAAGUGUCGGUUAAAAAGUCAAAAUCAACUAAAUUUAAUCUGUAAGGUUUAAAAUUUCACCCUAAAAAUCUCUUUAAGGUAAAAAUUUGUCGAAAAAUUCUCAGUUUUAACACCAAUGGAGCUUCACUGAACAUUUUGACACCUUUAAGCUUGUUGUUUUGGUUUCUCAGUCUCAACAUUUAACCCUUUACUUUGGGAUAUUCCAGGGUAAAAUUAAUUUAGGGUCAAACAAACUGUUACACCGAGUUAGGCACCCCUUCGAGAGAUGAAUGUUGCUGACCUCAGGCCAGUCCAUUACGGACUACAGCGGGGUGACGCAGCUCAAGGAAGAACAUUUAUGAUCAUGUCUUUAUAAUUUCCUUGAAGUUAUAAUCACCAUAUUAAUCAUUUUGCACUACAGACGCAGUAGUUCUUCUGCCUUAGUGUCUCAGUUUGAUUGCAUUUCCAUGAAGAAAUGAUCAUAAAUGUUCUUCCUUGAGCUGCGUCACCCCGCUGUAGUCCAUAAUGGACUGGCCUGAGGUCUUGCUGCAAACAAGCGGCUGCUGGAAGAGAGUAGGUGAGUUGUGUUUAGUUUCUUUGGAAAAGAAAUAAGUCAAAGUUAAAAAGAUGUUUCGUGGCUAGUACUAUGGCUGGGACCCUAUAUGUACUGUUGAUGAAGUUAGGUGCUGUUCUGAGCAUUAUUUGUGGCUAUAGAGUGGUGUUUUGGUUGAGCGUGUGACUCUCUGUAUUGCUAUCCUGUGGUUGUUACUAAAGUUUGUAUAACUAGAGAAGCAAGCGGUCGUCAACAUUCAUCUCUGGAGGGGGUUUUUAACUCGGUGUUUGACCCUAAAUUAAUUUCACGGUGGAAUAUCCCUUUUAUGAACAAUAGCUCCAGGUUUAGGAGCAUCAGGACUUUGUACUUGUAGUCACCAUAAGGGCUUAAUAUCAUUUGUCUGUCUAACACUCUUUUGGAAAGGACGAUCACCUUAGGCGAAACGUCCCAAGUAAGUCCAGUUGUCCUUUCAACGAAGAGUUAGAAAUCAUAGAUGCUGCAUCCUCAGUUUUAAACAAUAUCUCCAGGUUUAGGAUCAACAUCUGCUGCCCUCUAGACAAAGACUUUUUCAGGGGGGAGACCUUCAUAUGAUCCCAAACCACGUCCUUUUUCCUUCAGACAGAUCACGACAAACUCUGACUGAAAAGUUCCAGCUCUGACACGGUCCUCUAACCAUCAGGAACCAUCUAACCCUCCAUGUUCCCCCUUAGUUCUCUGAUAGCGAGCUCUUAAAGCUGCUGCUUCGUGUCCUAAUGCAGGAUCCUGUUUUCCAGCUCCGCCUCAGAUGAAGAGCGAGAAAAACUCUCCGGCGUUCGGCUCCAUGGCGGGACGGGCGGUGCUGCCUUGCCACUUCGCCAUCACGCCUGACUCUUCCCCGUCGCCCACCACGCUCCCUCCUUACUCCACCAUCAGCCCUGAUGAGGAGGUGAGGAUCAAGUGGACCAAGGUGGAGGAGGCGGGGGAGAAGGUGGUGCUGGUGGCGCAGGGCGGCGUGGUGAAGAUGGGGCAGGAGUAUCAGGGUAGGGUGUCGGUGCCGGGCCGCCCGCUGUCGGUCGGAGACGCCUCCCUGACGAUCGUGAGACUCAGAGCAAGCGACAACGGUCUGUAUCGCUGUGAAGUGAUGCACGGGAUGGAGGACAGCCAGGACACCGUCAGUCUCAACGUCUCAGGUGAGUAAAACAAACGCACCUUCCUGAUUCUUGGCUCUUAUGGGUCGAAUUAACAACCUGAGCAGAGACUGGACUGCUGUUUUAAAAAGAAGAGUGGUUUUAAUCACUGAUUUUGUCUAAUAAAAUAUUCACGUUCUUAAAGUGUAGAUAAAAAUUGUUCAAAAAAAGCAUCAUUAAUAAAUGAAAAAAGGAAAAAAUACAGAGUUCUGAGUCUUAGCAAUGUAGAAUAAUUUUUUUGAUUCAUUUAAACCAUUAAAAAAAUAAAUAUACGGUAGGAAAGUUAGCCAAAGAAGACACUAAAUUAAAGAAAACAAAAGGAUGGGUAAAACAGUAAAAAUAUGGCUCAAACUGGAAAAACUCAAAAUUCAAAGUUAAAAGUGUGUUAAAAAGUCAAAAUCAACAACACUAAAACUGUAAGGUUUAAAAUUUCACCCAAAAAUCCUGAGUUUUAACACCUCUGCAGCUUCACUAAAUGUUUUAACAUCUUUACUCUCAUUAUUUUGGUUUCACAGUCUCAACAUUUAACCCUUUACUUAGUUUCAAAAAAAUCUGAAUCAUCCGUUUACAUGUGGAGUGCCACAGGGUUCGGUAUUUGAACCACUGCUGUUUACAUCGUCUGUUAGUUAUAAACGUUUGAAGUCAACGUCACUGAAGUUAAAAUCAUUUUCAGGAAAUACACGUUUUCUGAAGUGGAAAAACAGCUGCAGCCAAUAAUAAUUUUUAAAAAAGCAGUAAAUACAAUUUUUCUUAAUUGUGAGAUAAAUCUGUAACUUUUGGAAAUCGUACUUUUUCCGGCAGCAGGUGAAACUUCCCCCUAAAAAAAGAAAGUCCCGCUCUCUUCAGGAGUUUCUGGGGUUUUUCCGUCACAGUGGAAACCCCACAGAGCUCCUCGCUCUCAGACAUUUACACAGAUUCCACAUUAAUAGUGAAGAGGACUCUUUGUUGGUCAGCUCACACAAAGACGCUCCCUAUGAGUGACACACAACUCUCCAUUGAACUCCUUCAGCCGUCCAUUCAGCACUGCCAGGAGAUCCUCACAGAGAGGAAUAAUCCUCCAUCCAGAGGAGGAGAAAGGAGCUAAUAACUCCACAUAACAGUCAGAUUGACUCUGACGAUGGAAGAACUGACUGUCUCUGAGGCUGAAGUUUCAUGAUGUUGUUUAGUCUUUACUGUAAUCUGGUCUCAUUUCUGUGGAUUAUCUCAUCCGGACUGAGAAAACCUCAUUUUUUCACCAGUGUUGUGAUCUCAGCCCAAACUUUCCGACGAUGGAGUCUCAGAUGUUGAAGUAAAGACCUGGUCAUGUUCCUGUGUCUGUAUCUGCAGGUGUGGUGUUUCACUACAGAGCGAGCACCAGCAGGUACACUCUGGACUUCGCUGCUGCUGUGAAGGCGUGUGACGACGCAGGCGCCCGUAUCGCCGAACCUGAACACUUGAUGGCUGCUUACGAGGAUGGCUACGACCAAUGCGACGCAGGCUGGCUCGCCGACCAAACAGUCAGGUAUGACAGUGAACUGACGCUCUCCUGCAGAUGUUAGAAAUAAAGUUUUCACGAUUCAAAUACUAAAAAUAUUCUUCUGUGUGUGUUUUUUUUUCAACCUUUUCCUCCUCUCAGAUAUCCAAUCACGAGGCCCCGCCCCGGUUGCUCAGGCGACCUGGAGAGCAAAGUAGGUGUACGAUCGUACGGCGUCCGCGACCCCAGUGAGAAAUACGACGUGUACUGCUUCGUGGAUCGGUUACGAGGUAAACUAAAACCGGCAAAUAUUAUAUUUGACCUAUAGAGCAUGGUGCUAGUCCAGGCAGGCUGCUAAUGCCUAUCCAUGUCAGCUGACAGCUCAGCUACAUCGUAAAAGUGUUUUUCUCUUUGACCUGAAACCCUCUCAGGGUCUUUGCAGCUGCUCUCCCCACCUCCUUUCCAGCUCCUCCUUUUUGUUCUGGGUUUAAUUUUACCCCGAUCACAUGACAUGGAAAGUCCUCUCAAUCAGUGUGUUUACAUGACACUCUAGAAAACCGAAUUAUCACCUUACUCCAAUUAGAGAUGCACUGAUCAAUUUUUUUCCGAUCCAAUCCGAUAUCAAUACCUAGGUUGAGCAUAUCAGCAGAUAUCCAAUACCGAUCCAAUACUACUGUUGAAUGAAUAUACUGUAUACCUUACCCUGUGAGUGAAGGCAUCAGGCUCGACAUUAGCCUUGUUAAAAAAAGGGAACAAAUUCACACAGAUAUACAGAUAAAUUAUUUAUUAACGAAUUGCACAUUAGCACACAACAAAAACAAGACUUCCAUGUAUUAAAAGAAAAAUUAAUUAAAAGAGAAAAAAAGAUCGAAACACUGGAUCGGCAUCAUUCAUCCUAUAUCUGAUCCAGUUAAUUUGUUGAUGUCGGAGUCGAUAUCUGAAACAAAUAUCUGAUCGGUGCAUCCCUUAUUCUGAUUACCGUAUUUUCCGCACUAUAAGGCGCGCUUAAAACAUUUUAAUUUUCUCAGAAAUCCUCAGUGCACCUUAUGUAUGAAUUCUGGUUGUGCUGACCUCGAACCGAUUUUAUGUGGUACACAGCGUUAAAAAAUCUGUCGAAAUGUUUUAUUACGACAUCAGUAAGCUACAAAGCUGCACAGCCUGUCGGAGCACUGCAGCUACUGUAGCCUCGCAGAGUUAUUGAAUGAGUUCAAUAAAGUUUGACUUAUCUGACUGUUUUGUUUGGCUAAAGGUGGGGUGGCAGGAUCUGAAGAAGUUCCAGUUUUGGGGAGAAAUCUUGAAUGUAAACUCUACCCCUCCCAAAUAGUUUUCCCCUCAGCUCCUCCUCUCCCCUCCCUCUCUGCUCCAGCAAGCCCCGCCCACAAACAGACGCUCCUGCUCGCUCGUAUUGUUCCAAUUAAAUUCAGGUAUAAUACAGAUAAAUACUUCAGAUAAUUACAAAUGGGGCCCAGUCAACGUGAAAGUAAAAAGCAUUGGUGCUACUGUAGAUACCAACAGACUACCAGCAAACACAAUGUUUGCAGGACUUCUACAACUAGGAUAAAGUGACAUAGUCCAGGACCAGAGUUCAACAGUUUAGCGGAGCUACAACACGCUACAGCAGGCCCCGUUUGACAAGAAACACUUCUGUUACAGACACUUGGCUUACUUUGUUAAAGCGGUUUACCUGUCCAGCAGAAAGGUUACAGGGUCAACAACAUCCCGAAGCGCUCCCCAUUGUUUAUGUUGACCCGGCUUUUUAGCUCUUGUCCGGUCUACCUCCGUUUUAAGCGCCCGUUAUUCCACCAGAGUCUCCGGUAUUUACUUUGUUUUCUUGCAUGUGUUGGCAGUCGUGGCCAAAGGAGGAUUCAGACAAUUUUCCGUACUUUCUGGUUGGUUUCUAUUGUCUGAUAUUGUAGCACGCUAACUUUGUUUGGGCUCCUGAAUGACACGGGGGAGCAGUGUCUGCCUCACAGCCUAUCAGGAUGGGGGAGGCGGGGAAUGGCUUGGUUUACAGUCAGAAAGAGCGGAGCCCUCAGAAAUGUUAAAAUGUUGACUACACAGACAUAACAAAACACAGCGAUAUCAUUAUAUUCCCAAAGGUCAUUAAUAACUAAUAACUAUUGACUGAUACUGAAAGCUUUUUUGUAUAUUCACCACAAAAAAAGAUGCUUUUUUAACGGAUUCCUACCUACCCCACCUUUAAUGCGUUUUAUAAUCUGGUGCGCUUUAUGUAUGAAAAUAGAUGCAAAUAGACGCGUUCAUUGAUGGUGCGCCUUACAGUGCAAAAAAUAUGGUAAGACCAGACAACUGAAGUGCAUGUAAACAUCUUAGCCCGACUGUUAUAGGAGUUUGAGAAUUUAGAUUAAGACACCCAGAUAAUGCAAUUGGAAAUGAUUUUCUCUAUCAAGUAACCAGCGUAGUCCGAGUAUGCUCAGACAAUGCAUGUGCACCACGCCCCCGUAACCCCGUGGGGCGAGAGAGAAACAUGAGAGAAGAGGAGUAGCAUUUGUCUCAUCAGCAGAAAAAGUAGUGCAUCCAUCAUGUAGGACAAAAACAAUGCUGUACGAUGCUCCAUGUUCUUGCUCCAAAAUGCCCAGCAGCAGUUGUAGACACUUCUGACGUCUGGCACGGACCUGCUGUUGUUGUUGACGGUUGUAUGGGGUCGGAAACAGCGCCGCUGAAAAGAUCCAUAUCGCCCCCUAGUUUUGGGGAGGAGGACACAUUUACGUUGAUAAUUGAAUUUCUCAGCUGCAUGUAUACGCCGACAAGGAGAGAAGUCCAAUUCAGCGAACAAUACGAAUUACGAGCUUAGUCGGAUUAAACUGUGCAUGUAAACGCACUGAGUGAUGGCCUGGUUUGCUCCUGCAGGUCACACAGAGACCGUCAGUAUAAAUUUCAGUCUGUUGCCUCACUGGAGCUUUACAUAAAGAUAUGUUGUUUUAUUGGCAGUUGAGUCUGCUGAUGAGAGAAAUCCUCUGAUUGACUGUUAAAAGUCAGAAAACUGAACAAGAAGAGAAACCAAAAGUUAGAAAAGCAAACUCUCUUUUGUUCCUCCAUGAGAGAAAAACUUGAGCUGCCAACACCGCAGCUAUUAGCAGCUUUUCGUCCAUCAUUUCCUGGAUUGUAUUUUUAAAUAUUUGGGUCUUUUUGGGGCGCUGAGAAAGUUGUAGACAAACACCGCUGCAUUAUAACAACAGUCAAUAAUCUGCAGUGAUUCUCCGGGGUCUUUGUGGUGCAUUCAAGAGCAACAGACAGAAGUGACGGGACUCAACCUGGCAACCGUCUGCUCCUAGCCUUUGCUUUGGUGUGGAUUUUCUGUAUUUGGGAAGUUAAAACCACAAAAACUCAAACACAACAAUAGCAAGUGUCAUGGCUGUUCCAGAACUUUGCCAAAAUAAACAAAGACAGGAAACAUGUUUACUCAGAAAUGACUUUAAAACAAUAUAGUCGAUAAAGUUUAGGAUUAUUAACACCUCUUUUUCUGUCAGCAGAAAAAAAUCUCUAAUCUUAAACAAUCAUCAGUGAAAACUUUAUUUCGUGACAAAGGCAGAAGCAGCUUCGAUGUGACAGUUUUUGUCCUGAAAACAUCAAAAAUAAUCACGACAUGAUAAUAAGACACUUAGAGGAACUUUCAGAGAGCAGAGAGGGUGGAGCGAUGAGCAGUAAAACGGACUUUUCCAGGCGAAUGGAAGGGUCAGAGAGCUUCCAGGCGGGCGCGUCCUUCAGCGUCGUCCCUGAAGGACAGCAGAGCCUGACGCAAAGUCUGGGAAAGCUCUUCGAAUGAGGAGCUGCUCAGAGAGGCCAGAAAAGCAUCUGGGACAACUCCAACAUCCAAUUGUCUCUUGUUAUAAAGCUCUCAGUCAAAGUUGAGAGAGGACAUCCAACUCUGGGUUAGAGUAGAAGUCAGUGGGAGAGAUUCAGGAUUAUUAUUAUUUCUAAUGUCAUGAACCUGUGUGUCUCCAUGUCUGAAGGUGAGGUCUUCUACCCCGACCUCCAAGAGAAGCUCACCUUCCAGCAGGCAUCCAUGGAGUGCCAGAAGCACGACGCCGUGAUGGCCGCACCUGGUCACCUGUACGCGGCCUGGAGAGCGGGGCUCAACCGCUGCGACUACAGCUGGCUCUCCGACGCCAGCGCCCGCUACCCCGUCACCAUCCCCAAACCUCAAUGUGGAGGAGGCCUGCUGGGAGUCCGCACGCUCUUCAAGUACAGAAACCAGACCGGAUACCCUGAUAAAACCGACAAAUACGGCGUGCUCUGCUUCAGAGGUAAGAGUGAAAAUCACAGCCGGACUGUUGUUGUGGUCUGUUUAGAGGUCUUCAGUCUGCAGGAAAAAACACAUCAGGGUUAAGACCCAGACGGAUCAGAGAGGGUUCAAGGCUUUUUAAAGCACACAGACUUUAUUUUAUUUUUAGCCUUAAAGGGUCAUGUGUCAUUUCUAAACGCAGUAUCGAGUUUUGAAUAUAUAUUUAGGGUUUGAAUCAACAAAACUGAAAGAAAUAGACAGAAACUGCAGCAUAUAGUCCAAACUACUGUCUGUUUCUACCAUCACACUAAAAUUGCUCCCCUGCAGAAGUCAAUAAACUCCUCCCACAAGUCAGAUCUGGAUAAACUAACUCCUCCCACAAGUCAUUUCUGGAUACACUAACCCCGGUUACAGUUUGCUUUUUUGUGUUUGAUAAAACUUUUCUUAACUUAGUUAUAGACACAGAAGGUUUGAGGCAGAGACGUCUUAAUUCUCGGCUGACAGACUCAGAACCAGAUUCACAAAAAAAUUUCAGUCCGGCCAUAAACCUGUACAAACGAGCAGAACAGACCUCAUCGAACUCACAAAGGGUUCAGUGCUCCACCACCUGCACUGGAGAGCAGCGUCUUCCUUCACAGUGCAGUUUGCACACAAUGGACUGGCCCGAGGUCUUGCUACAAACAAGCGGCUGCUGGAAGAGAGUAGGUGAGUUGUGUUAAGUCUCUUUGCUAAAGAAAUUUGUCAAAGUUAAAAAGAUGUUUGGUGGCUAGUACUGUGGCUGGGACCCUAUAUGUACUGUUGAUGAAGUUAGGUGCUGUUCUGAGCAUUAUUUGUGGCUAUAGAGUGGUGUUUUGGUUGAGGUUUGUUUAUGGCUCCUCAGAUCGCUGUGUAUUGCUAUCCUGCGGUCGUUACUAAAGUUGGUAUAACUAGAGAAGCAAGCGGUCGGCAACAUUCAUCUCUGGAGGGGGUGUCUAACUAGUUGUUGCUGUGUGUUUGACCCUAAAUUAAUUUUAUGCCGGAAUAUCCCUUCAAAUUUCAUCAGUACUUUUUGCUUUGUGAAUCACACACUGAGACCGAACAGAUAGCAAUGACCAAUGAUGUGCAGUUUUGCUGCAUCUCCGUGAUUACCCUCUUCAGAUUGUUAUUUUAAGUGUCUGACAACAUCAUAAAAGAAAUCCUGCAGAGACAGAACUGUUUUUUAAGGAGGAAGAUGUUGUAAUUUAAGCAGAAACAGAUGUCCCAUCACUUUUUAAAGUAACCAGACCACACUGUUAGGAAGAGUCAUUUUACUCUGCAGUAAAAGGAGUUCGUGAACAUUUGCAUUUCAUCUCAAAGUUCAUGUUUUAACUAUUUCAUGUUUAGCUGCUCCAACUUUAAAAACAUCAAAGUAAUCCAGACUACACUCUGUAUGACACUCUUUUUAAAUCUCUACACUCCACCCACAAAAUUAGCUGUUAAAACCUGCCGAACCCGGGAGUCACUGGUCUACCACUCACUUGAUUUUCACUCUAUUUUGUUUUGAAGGGUGGAUUGAAACCCAAAACAAUUAUUUAUUUACACCUGAAAAAAACAACAAAAAAAAAACCCCAGAAAAAACAACUAGAAGAGGCAGAGGCAGACCAGCAGCUCCCAUGUCCUGAGCUGUGACCGUCCCUUAUCACCACAUUUGACUGCUUGAAUUAUGUAACUUUGCAGAAGGAGCCUACGAUACAUGUAGUAAGCAUGCAGAAGUAUCCCCUCUGACAUUUCUAUCAGUGUCAGUUAAGAGGAACAUUUCCUAUCUGGAUCUGACUCUGAUUAGAGAUACCUGACCCCUCUUUGGGAAUGUUCAUCGAUGAAAAAAAUUGAUAAAAAUGGAUGAAAGCGUCUCCUGAAACCAUGACAUUAAAUUUGAUGUUUUAAUUUGAAGAAGAAGAAGAAGCACAAAUCAGCCAAACUAACAGAAAGGGGGUCCAAAAGAGAGAAACUGGAAAAGGAGAAUUACAAACAUCCUGACAUGCAAACUCAUUCAUCUGAGCAUGUACAGGAUUCCUCCUCCUUAUCUCAGGGUCCACUCUGACACCUUUGUCUGCUGGAGAAAAACUGCAGCUUCUUAAGCGGGAGAUUCCGGAAUAAAAUUAAUUUAAAACACACCGUAAAACCGAGUUAGACACCCCCUUCAGAGAUGAAUGUUGCCGACCGCUUGCUUCUCUAGUUUUACCAACUUUAGUAACGACCGCAGGACAGCAAUACAGAGCGGGUCUGACGAGCCAUAAACAGACCUCAACCAAAACACCACUCUAUAGCCACAAAUAAUGCUCAGAACAGCACCUAACUUCAUCAACAGUACAUAUAGGGUCCCAGCCAUAGUACUAGCCACCAAACAUCUUUUUAACUUUGACUAAUUUCUUUAGUAAAGAAACUAAACACAACUCACCUAAUCUCUUCCAGCCUGCCGCUUGUUUGUGGCGAGACCUCAGGCCAGUCCAUUACGGACUACAGAGGGGUGUAGUGUUGUGUCUUUCGCGAAAAGAACCGAAUCUUUCAAGUGAACGUACUGAACCAAAUUACUCACUCAAGUGAUUUGUUCGUUCGUCAUUUCAGUUGAGCUGUCAGCAGCGCAGCUGCUAUAGCAUGCAGCAUUGCCAGGCGAGCAGCCAGGGAACAAGGGCCUGCGUGCACUGCUGCCUGAAUCACUUGGUAAACAAAUUACGCAUUGAACUACACUCUCUGGAAUCAUUUUUUCGGGCAAAACUAACUUUGCCACCACAAAUACUUGUAUACAAUAGGACACAGCAUGAAACAAGUAGUGCAUUAAACUCGCAGCAUCCUAUCAUUGCAGCGGUUUGCAAGGGAAUGGUGCAUGUUUAGUUUGAAUUCUUCUAAACGUUCAGCGAAGGAAUCACUAACUGAGCACAAUUUACUAAAAGAACUGCUGUGCCCAUCACUAGCAGGGUGACGCAGCUCAAGGAAGAACAUUUAUGAUCAUGUCUUUAUCAUUUCCUUGAAGUAAUAAUCACCAUAUUAAUCAUUUUACACUGCAGACACGGUAGUUCUUCUGUCUUAGUGUUUCGGUCUGAUUGCAUUUCUAUGAAGAAAUGAUCAUAAAUGUUCUUCCUUGAGCUGCGUCACCCCGCUGUAGUCCGUAAUGGAUUGGCCUGAGGUCUCGCUACAAACAAGCGGCUGCUUGAAGAGAGUAGGUGAGUUGUGUUCAGUCUCUUUGCUAAAGAAAUUAGUCAAAGUUAAAAAGAUGUUUGGUGGCUAGUACUAUGGCUGGGACCCUAUAUGUACUGUUGAUGAAGUUAGGUGCUGUUCUGAGCAUUAUUUGUGGCUAUAGAGUGGUGUUUUGGUUGUGGUUUGUUUAUGGCUCCUCACACUGCUGUGUAUUUCUAUCCUGUGGUCGUUACUUAAGUUGGUGUAACUAGAGAAGCAAGCGGUCGGCAACAUAUAUCUCUGGAGGGGGUGUCUAACUCAGUUUUACUGUGUGGUUGACUGUAGCUUAAUUUCACGCCGGAAUAUCCCUUUGAGUCAAGCAAACUCUGAGGUGUGUUAAAACACAAACAAGCUGCAGACUGCAGUCAUUUUAAAAGAGAAGGAGAAGAAUAAGAAGAAACCCAAACAGGAGGAGAGCAAACUCCCCCUACCCUUUUUAGAGUGGGGCACAUACUUUUAUGAGGGGAAAACCCGACUCAUGCUCUGAAACACAGAUAGAGAGAAAGGGGACAGGUCCCUAAUGUCUCACAGCUGGACCCGGCCCAGACACAGACAGACAGACGGAGGGAGGAAGAGUACAGGGCGAAUUCUCCUCCUCCUCCUCAUCUUCAUUUUUAUUAAGAGAGAGGUGAGCAGCACAGGAACCAAUCAGAUUCUUUACUCAUGACAUCACUGCUCACAGUUUAUUGGCUCUGAUUGAGGAACUUUCUGGAACUUAAAGCUGAGCCGUACAUUCUGCCGAGUUUGCACCACAGAGGUAACAAGCAGUGAAGUGACAGCAUGAGGACAGACCCCAGACCAGCCAGAUGACUGUGAGCUCGCCAAACACAUGACAUCAUAACUGGGCGGGGCUGAAUAACGCAGACUUCAUGGUGUGAAGGACCAGAGCAGACAGCCAGGCCUUUAAACACCUUUAUGAGCUAGAGUGGAAAAACAACGAUCUAAUGACGCUCCAACACAUCUCUGCUGCUGUUUAAAGAGCCGCUUUAACCGCAGAGGGAGACUUUAAUGGAGGGGAUGUUUUUUAAAGCCAGGAACAGCGCUAACAUCGAUGUCUUAAAAGACUCCAGGCUGAAUCAGUCUCUAUAUGUUUGCAAACGCAGGACUUGAUGGUCUACUGCUGAGGCUUUUAAAAACGGAUUGAGGGUGUAAAAUUAAUUUAGAGUCAAACACACAGUAACACGGAGUUAGACACCCCCUCAAGAGAUGAAUGUUGCCGACCUCUUGCUUCUCCAGUUAUACCAACUUUAGUAACGACCGCAGGAUAGCAGUAUACAGCGGUCUGAGUAGCCAUAAACAAACCUCAACCAAACACCACUCUAUAGCCACAAAUAAUGCUCAGAACAGCACCUAACUUCAUCAAUAGUACAUAUAGGGUCCCAGCCAAAGUACAAGCCACCAAACAUCUUUUUAACUUUGCCUAAUUUCUUCAGCAAAGAGACUUAACACAACUCACCUACUCUCUUUCAGCCUGCCGCUUGUUUGUGGCGAGACCUCAUGCCAGUCCAUUACGGACUACAGUGGGGUGACGCAGCUCAAGGAAGAACAUUUAUGAUCAUUUCUUCAUGGAAGUGCAAUCAGACCGAGACGCUAAGGCAGAAGAACUACCGCGUAUGCAGUGCAAAAUGAUUAAUAUGGUGAUUAUUACUUCAAGGAAAUGAUUAAGAAACUUGAGGUUCCGUAAAUGACUUUAGGAGAGCAAGGUAACAGCUGUUUCUGGAGAAAACCUGAAAAAAAAGAUCAUGGACUGGACCAUAUGACUGUUACAGAGGGAUAAAACCAGGUCCCUGGGUCACAUAGAGCUGGGUCAGUAGUUUUAGGCAUGUAGAUAAAUCCAGGCUUUUAUUCUGUAUAUUUGAACACUAGGGCUGUAAAGUCCUGGUCAAUUGGUUGACUUAUUAGUCGAUACGUGCUGAGUCAACCAAAAUUCGGAUUAAUCGACUCGAUUUUUUUCCGCAUCAGUUUACUGUUACAGGCGGAUUGGAGCGGCAUCAGCAGUGAUGCAGACGCUUAACCGAUCAGUUGUGGUGAAGAAAGAGCUUAGCCGUAAGGCGAGACUCUCGAUUUACUGCUGGAUCUAUGUGCUGACCCUCACCUAUGGCCAUGAACUUUGGGUAAUGACCAAAAGAACAAGAUCGUGUUAUCGCGGUUCUUGUUAGACACAUUUCUCCCGUUUGGCUUUACACCUCUGUUGGAGAUAAUGGGUUGUGCUACCUUUGAACAAACUCUGCCGAGGACUGUGGAGGAUUGAAAUCUGAUUUAGUCAAAAAAAGCAAACCAAAUGACUUAAGAGAUCCAGCUACAAAAUCGUCUGUUUUACCUGCAGGAAACAGAAGUUGCUGGUCUAGACUACGACACUCACUUGAUUCUUAAGCAAUAAUGACAACCGUGUGUUUUAAGAGUUCAUUAACUACCAAAACUGUAAUUAUUUACAUCUAAAAACACAGACGAACCAGCAGUGGUAGACCAGCAACUCCCAUGGACUGGGCAUGCCUUUUUAGAAACAAGAUCUCCAUUUCUGCUUGUCGUGGUUCAUUGAAGGAGUAAAUCAAUCUGUGCUUCUAGGUUUGAACAGUAGGUGGAGCUCAUUAAAGAAGAUAAUAUUGCUACAGGAGAUCCAGUCUGGGCCUAAUCAAGUCCUGACACCCCCAAAUAUUCAGAAAUGAGACCUCUGUUCUGAUAAAACCCAAAGAACCUCAAAGUUGUGUCAGUAAUAGGGUGGUUUUACUAUCACUGAGUAUCUGCAUAAGGAAAUAAAUGAAUAAAGAUUGAAAAAAAGUAAAUUUAAGAGGGGCAACUAAAAAAGGGGGAGCCUCGUCUCGGAGGAGAGUCAGCUCCAGCCUUUAUUAAAGCAUUAUGUCAGUGACGUUCAAAGCCCAGGACUACAUGAUGUCAGCACUCGGACCUACACAAAGCGCAGCAUUGUGUGUGGGUGUUUGGGAGUCUUGUUUCCCGUCUUUUCUCAUAUGGUACGUGUUCCAUCAUAAUGAGAUAUAAAUCUCUGCUAGCAUCACAGGCUAAUUUACAGCAGCAGGCUGGUUUUCUCUGCAGGACUGUAAAUAAUGAGUGCUUCAGGAGGAGGGAGAAGGUGGUCACCACGUAGAAAACAAUAGAGAGUGUGUGUUAGCCUGCUAUUUCUACACACACAGAUUUCCCAUAAAACAGACCUGAAUUUCCUGCUGUAUCUGAGGCAUUGUUUUCACUCUGACACCAUCAGUACAGUUUUAUUUCUCACAGGUGACUUCAUGCUUCAAAAUUCAAAGCUGCCACUUUUCCUUUUAUAGCCAACGUGACAGCGUCAUGAUUAUUAUCAUUUUCCACAGAGGGAGAAAGAGAGAGAGAGAGAGGGAGAGAGAGAGGGAGAGCACUUUUCUUUUUCUAAUGAGUCACUGCAGCCUGAUUCAGUCUGAAAACAUUUUCUCUUGGAUUAGCUGAUGUUGGCCGGACAGAUUUUUUCAGACAUGCAUGUUUUAUCUCACAGAUGAUGAAUGAAGAUAUUUUUAUCACUGUGCAGCACUUUCCAGAGUUUAACACAGAUAUUAGGGUGAUUUUCUGUUAUUUCCAGCCGUCAUUGUUGUUUUUAUUUUAAUUUAUUACAUUUGUUUUUGGCAGAAAGCAUGUCUAAAGCUUUAAACAUCACUGAGUGGAUUACAGGUUCUGUUAAAAACUUUUUAAAAACUCUUUUUAAGGUUUUAAACUAGCAGUGGGCGAUAAAACGAUAACAAUAUAAAUUGAAAAUUAAUUUCCCUCAAUAUUAAUAUGAAACAUGGUCAAUAUGCUUUUUGAUAAUUGGCAUUCUGCUAUGUGUUGUUAGAUAUACAAAUAGCCAAUGAAAAGGGGAGUCACUCCGGGUCACGCUGCACUGAACCAUUGAUGGCUGAAUUAGAGCCAAGUAGCAAACAACUGCGCUGUAGCAGGCAGCAGCUACACACAACCAUAGCACAUUAACAGGUGAAGCUGACAGCACUGUUGGUGAGAAAAAAAAGAACGAGUGGUACCCCCAGAAAUGACGAUAAAGACUCAACAGAUGACGACAUCGUCGACAACACUGGCAUGAAAACGUUGGUGUUGUGGAGGUAUUUUGGUUUUUUGAGGUCGGACAUGAAGCAGAGUAAUGUGUACUGAAAAUUAUGUUGAGUACAUGUUCUCACAAAGUCGGGUAAUACCUCAAAUCUUUUUCACCACCUGAAGCAGCACCACAUGGCAGAGCACGCACAACGCAAAAGGUUACAAACCCCGAGCGGAGCAAGGAGCCCAUGGCGCCUGUGGCGCCAAAACAGCCGACCAUUCAGUCCACUUUCUCUAGAGCAACGCCUUAUGACAAAACUUCAAAGAAACACAAAGACCUCACAAAUGCAGUAGAUUAUUGUAUUUCAAAAGACAUGCUACCAAGAAACACUGUUAAACUUCAUUUUUUUAUAUCGUGAUAUAUAGCGAUAUCGACUGAUAUGAAAAAAAUAUACUGUGAUAAACUUUUUCCCAUAUCACCCAGCCCUAAUUUAAACUCUCUUUUUCAUUCUGUCUAUCACAGCUGGACCCCCAGAGCCAACCUUACCUGAUGGCUCCUUUGAUCCCAGCAGACCAGUACCUGGGCGAGAGGUAGACUCAGCGAGAACUGGGAUCCAAACAAGACCAGGUGCUGUCCCAGGGAGACCAGACACAGGCUCACUUGACCAACCCGGCGUGUUCCCCACCUCGGAGUUUGUCGACUAUGAUGUAGCAAAUUUUGACACAUCCAGGGUGGAGGCAGUCCCCAGAGGAGACAGACUGUCCCCAGUGCAGUUCCCUCCUUUGCCCACCACCCGCCCACAGCCCUCACAGCUCGACAUUUACCAGGGAGGCCUGGACCCUAGUGCCGGAGUGUUGCUGACCCCAGGUGUGGGAGUCCCUCCAGAGAUGGGUGCCGUACAGGAAGUUUUUAAGGGGGACACCAGUGGAACUGCCUCCCAGUAUGAGAUCGUCCAAUCACAGGCUGUUCCCGGAGGUGUCGACUCAUCAGCUAAACCACCUGUACACAUCAUCCUCGUCAACGUGCACGACCAGAACCAAUCAGGUGGGUGGAGAGAUGUUAGGUGAUUUCAGUUCAAACAUGACCACUCAGCACCAGAACUACAAGUUAUUCAAAGACUGGAAACACUGGUCAGGUGUUAGAGUGUGGGUCUGCAGAGCUGGAGGCUGCAGUUUCAGGACCCCAGCUAUUCUGGGACCCUUGCUGUUGUGAGGGGUGUCUAGGGUUGAUGUAAGACACAAAGACUGGUCAUAUUAUACUCUGCAGAUCCUACAUGUUAAAUAAAGGUGGGGUAAUCAGGAUCUGAGGAAGUUCCAGUUUUUAGGGGAAAUCUUGAAUGUAAACUCUACCCCUCCCAACCAGUUUUCCCCUCAGCUCCUCUUCUCCCCUCCCUCUCUGCUCCAGCAAGCCCCACCCACAAACAAACGCUACUGCUCACUUGUAUCGUUCCAAUUAAAUUCAGAUAUAAUGCAGAUAAAUACUUCAGAUGAUUUCAAAUGGGGCCCAGUCAACAUGAAAGUAAAAAGCAUUGGUGCUACUGUAGAUGCCAACAGACUACCAGCAAAUACAAUGUUUGCAGGACUUCUACAACUAGGAUAAAGUGACAUAGUCCAGGACCAGAGGUCAACAGUUUAGCUGCACUACAACAUACUACAGCAGGUCCAGCUUGACAAGAAACACUUCUGUUACAGACACUUAGCUUACUUUGUUAAAGCGGUUUACCUGUCCAGCAGAAAGGUUACAGGGUUACCAAGAUCCCAAAGCGUCCCCCAUCAUUUAUGUUGUCCCGGCUUUUUAGCUCUUGUCCGGUCUACCUCCAUUGUAAGCGCCCGUUAUUCCACCAGAGUCUCCAGUAUUUACUUUGUUUUCUUGCUUGUGUUGGCAGUUGUGGCCAAAGGAGGAUUCAGACAAUUUUCUGUACUUUCUGGUUGGUUUCUACCAAUGGCGAUUGCUCUAAGACUGCAAGGGAAGCUCAGCUUCCCUUAAAAUGUCACCCCCCCAAAAAAAAGAAAAAGUGGUGAAAUACGUACUGCUGUGUGUACAUUUCAUUAACUAAAUACGCGCUAGAAAGCCUUCAUCUUUUGUUCAGACACUGUGAUAAGAAGCUGAUAAUCACAGGUAACCGGCAUAACUUCAUUCUCAUUCAUCCUCGCAGCGCCUCAGCGCUUCACACAGCCGGACGCUCAGCGUCUACUGACUUCAAUGUGGAAGCUCAAAGUGGGUUGUUCCAGCAGCUAAACUAGAUGCUCAUUGGAUAAAUGCUGGGCUUUGUCCCGCCCAUCGGACGCUCAGCGUCUCUGGAGUUCUAUGACGAGAGGGCAGUCCCAACUUUCGCCCGGACUCUGAGCUUCUGCAUCCAUGAUUGGAUGAGCUGUCUGAGGCGAAAUCCUUUUUUGAUUGACAGCUAAAGAAGCGAAUCAGUGAUCUUGAAGAAUAAAACAUCUAGCAGAGCAUUUUCCAAGUUAUUCAUUCCGUUGUUCUUAACUGCUCCAGAGACUUUACCGGAGUAGAAUUUACAUACAAAGAAACAAACACAAUUAUGAUGUAGGCCAGAAAAAUGAGCUUCCCCUCCUUGAAAGACCAGCAGCUGCCACUGGUUUCUACUGUACGAUAUUGUAACACGCUAACUGUGUUUGGGCUUCUGAACGACACGGGGGAGCAGCGUCCGCCUCACAACCAAUCGGGUUGGGUGAGGCAGAGAAUGGCUUUGUUUACAGUCAGAAAAAGUGACCUGCUCAGAAAUGUUAAAAUAUUGACUACACAGACGUAAAAGAACACAGCGAUAUCGUUAUAUUCCCGAAUGUCAUCAAUAACUAAUAACUUGAUUGAUAUUAAAAGCUUUUUUGUAUACACACCACAAAAAAGAUGUUUCUUUAACGGAUUCCUGCCCACCCUCACUAAAGGUGCAUACCUGCAGAAAUCCUGACUGUCAGAAGCUUACUUUACUCGAUUGGGUGUCAUGGCUGAAAGCUUAAGCAGUCCACUGCAGCGGGUCCAGAAUCUUUAGUACCUAUGGGCUGCUUCGACCCCCUAAAAGUGAUGAAAUGAGCCCCAGGUUGAAAACUGUUGAAUUCCCAGUCUUCUCUUUGACAUUUAUAAACAUCACUGUCAUAUAGUUCUUCUAAAACCUUUCCCUUAGACCUCCAAACCUCAGGGCUGCAGUAUCUCAUUUCUGGGUCUUUCAUUGAGAGCAUUUGUCUCUCAGGGUGACCUCAUGUUUGGACUGUGCUGUUUGUUGUCUCCAUAGGAAGCAGCUAAUGGUUUUGUUGCCUUUGUGCAUGUAUGCAGUCAAAUAUCACACACCCACUGUUAGAGGAGCCAGAUGUGGAGGAGUUAUGAAAUCCGUUUUGCAGCUAAUGUUGCAAUGUCAUGUUGUAAACACAUCAUCCUGUUUCCACUGAGAGAGAAGGAGACUCAUGCAGAGUCGAAUCUUUUUAAGCAAGUGACUCUUUUCUGUUUCUCACACUGUCAAACACACAGCGGCGGUGGUGGUUUGAUUAAUCGGUCUCUGUUCUCUUGAGCAAGCAGCUCCAAAUAGACGUUUGUAACUCAGCCCUGAAAAUGUAGAAAGAGCCACAAGUAUUUAACCUCAAUCGCCUUUGCUCCGAGGAGCUACCUAAAUUAGUGUAAUUUACAACUUCUCCAGAAAUAUCCACUCCUUUCCCACAGAAAUGAAGUAGCAGGCUCAAAUCCAGGGGUCCAGAAACCUGAACCAGGUUUACUGAGGACACGGCCAGUCCAGGAUCCCUGUUACUUAGACUGAAAUACAGUCUUAUAUUCUGUACUAUCUAUUAUACCAGAAAAAAAACAUGUACAAAUCAGGACCUGACCCAAAUAAGACCAGUAAAGAAGAUCCUGGGUACACUCCAAGAAAUACAGGAAUCAUCAGGUCUGACUGUAAAGCAGAAACUCUGGACUUCAUUAUUUUUUAGUUAAUUUGACAAAGAGCUCAUAACCACAAGGUCUGCUCCUCUGAAAUAAACAGUCCAGGUCAUUCAUACAGCUAACGGUGGGAUUUUUGGCCAAGAGAAUUGGUAUACCAUGGUCUUGUAGUGUCAGUCAAUCAAAUCUAUUUAUUUAUAUAAGUGCUGUACAAAUAGAAAUAAAAACCUGAAAAAUUAAGUUAACUGAAACUUUCCUUUUCCUGUCAAACUGUAACCUAGCAUAGCACCGUAUCACAUCAUAUUGUUUGUAUUGUAUACUGUCAUAUCAGAUCAUUCCCAAUUGUAUCAUAUCGUGUUACAUCUUGUCAUACAGUUUUCUAUUGUAUCAUAUCGUGUUAUAGUGAAUGUAAUGUGGCCUUAUUCAAUCACUUUGUGCCAUUUCUUUAUGUUUUUGUUUCAUAUAGUUUUUGGUAUAUCGUCUGGUUGGGAGAUGUUGUAUCUCAGCCGGUCACAUCUUAAUGAGUCGUUUCUAACAUAUCAUACCAUUUCAUGUUGUAUUGUCAUUAUGUGUUGUAUCUAUGUUACCCUAUCAGACCAUAUCCUAGAGUAACUUAUACUCUUAUAUCGAGUCCUGAUAUAUCCAUAUGGUUUGGUAUCAUUAUGGUGUCACAUUGUACUGUGACAUCAGCUCUACUGUUUUAAUCUUAUAACACUGUAAAAUCUUAUAUGGUGUCAUAUCGUAUCGUACUGUUUUGGAUAGUUAUGUAUCAUUUUGCAUCGUGAUGUGUGGAAUCAUAUAACUUAUUGUGAAGAGACAAAAUCGCAUUGUAUCAUCAUAUCAGGGUGUUCAGUAUGAUGUUUAUAGUGUUGUAUAUAAGGUAUGAUACGGUAUGUCAUGGUAUGUUAGGCUAUGUUAGGGUAAAUUAGGGUAUGUUAGAGUAUGAUACAGUACAUAAGGGUAUGUAAGGGUAUAUUAGGGUAUGAUAUGGUAUGAAAUGGUAUGAUACAGUACGUAAGGGUAUAUUAGGGUAUGAUAUGAUAUGUAAGGGUAUAGAAGGGUAUGUUAGAGUAUGUUAGGGUAUGUUUGGGUUUGAUACGGUAUGUUAGGGUAUAUAAGGGUGUAUAAGGUUAGGCUAUAAUGAGGUAUAUUAGGACAUAUUAGGAGGUGAUGCCUUGUGUUAGGGUUCUCUUGGGUAUAUUAAGGUGUGUUAGAGUAUGAUAUGGUAUAUUAGGGAAUAUUAAGGUGUGUUAGGGUAUAUUAGGGUAAGUGACAGUAUAUUAGGGUAUGUAGGUGCUUAUUAGGGUGUGUAAGGAUAUGUUAGGGUAUAUUAGGGUGUGUUAGUGUAUAUUACGGUAUUUUAGGGUAUAUUAUGGUGUGUUAGACUAUGAUAGGGUGUUUUAGGGUAUGCAACGGUAUAUUAGGUUAUGUUAGGGUAUAUUAGGGUGUGUUAGGGUAUGAUACGGUAUGUUGGGUUAUGACACGGUAUGUUAGGGAAUGGUAUGGUUUGUUGGGGUAUAUUUGGGUAUGUGAGGGUAUGAUACAGUCUGUUGGGGUAUAUCAGGGUAUGUAAGGAUAUGUUUGGGUAAAUUAGGGUGUGUUAGGAUAUAUUAGGGUGUGCUUGAGAAUGAUACGGUAUGUUAGGGAAUGAUACAGUAUGCUAGGGUAUGUAAUGGCACGUUAGGGUAUGUUAGGGUAUCAGGCUAAGUUAGGGUAUGUCAGUGUUUUCUAUUGUACUUUAUCCUUCAGCAGCUGUUAUCGGUGCCUUCUCAGUCGGGUAUGAAGGAUUGUCACGUCAACAAGUUCAUCAGCUCUGAUGUACAUCAUGUCAAACGCCUUUAGUUCACAUACCCUUGACCUGAUAUGUUCUUAGACUUCCUAUCACGUCCUUGAUUGCUCACUUUGUUCUGAUCUUCUGGUGUCUGUGCCUUAAACCAGUGAGGUAGUUCCUUGAAGGGGUAUGAAGGUUGGCCCCCUUAAGACUUCAUGUUGUCUAGUCGAGGUUCCUCUAAAUACUCCUUUCUUUGACUUUACUGUGUGGACCUCUUUACCCUCCCUGCUCAGACUUCACUGUGUUAAAGAAGUCAUCAUAAAGCAUUAAGAAGGCCUCAUGCUUUGGUUUUCCUGAGCCCUAAAAUCCUCAAAUGUGAGCUGAAGUUUUUCCGGACCACCCACUCUAAUUACUCACUCCUGUGUUUGUUGACCCCCAGCUGAGCGGUUCCAUCUUCCUGCAGCCUUGUUUAUUAUUGAAAGUCGGAGGCGGAUUCAGUUGCAGCUUAUACAUCAUCGUCAUCAUCACAUGAAGCCAGAGCUGCUUUGCUUGAGGCCCACAGACUCAGUGUUUCACAUCCUGAGGAAAUCCGGGAAAUUGAGGCAUGGGGUGUUUUAAUGAAAACUCUUCCUGUUUGAGAGUCAACUUGAGGCUUUUGAACAAAACAGACUAACUCAAUAGACCAGUCCGGUUUGAAGAAGAUCCCCUUGUGUGUCUCUUUUCGUCAUCACGAUAACUAAACUCAGGUCUGUGUUUGCGUCAAGGUUUGCCGUUCCAGUUCCCACACUAUAGCUUCCAUGUGUACCAAAAAGUCUUAAUGAACAGACACAGGUGUGCAUUGUUUGAGAGCAGCCCCCCGGCACACACUGACCUUAAUCAUAAACUGACUGUUAACAUCCAGAUCUGCAGCCAGGCUUGUUUUAAUAAACAUCAGACAUGAGCUGGUCUGAGAUCCUGCAACACAGAGUCUAAUCUAGGUAAGAAGAGAGCUCCAGACCCCAGUGUUGGUUUUGUUUCAAGGCUCUGUUGUCUUUUUUUUAUUGAGGGAAGAGCCGUGUAAAGGUUAAGCAGAUGUUUAGAAUUGACGUCAUUAGAAGACCAGGUCUCAUACCCACUUAGUUGUGCCAUGAACUCGGUCGUUUAAAUCAGUUAUCUGAGAUUUCAAACCGUUUAGAGUUUGACUGGGAUGUCUCAAGUGCAAAAGUGACUGGUGUAGAUGCUGGGUGCUGUCCCCUCUUUUUUUCCUUUAACUUCUUGACUUUUGAACUUGGCAUCUUGUCCCCCGUCUGUCCCCCAGUGGACCACAUCGUGGACAUCUUGACCAAGCCUAUGACUGGCGCUGACGGCUCCACCUUCAUUGACCUGUCUCAGAUCCCCAGCGAAGGCGUGCAGUUCAGCGGAGAGGCCGAUGGUCUCAUGCCGUCUCCAAUCACUGUGCCUCCAGCUAUCAGCUUCAUCAACGGGAGAUACGAGGUAUGCAGAAUACACUUCCAUUUUUGAUUGAUAGAUUAUUGGGGCUUCAAUCUAGUCUGUAAUUGUAGUUCAGUCAGGACCCCGAUAAGGAUUUGCAUGCAGUCAGUUAUAGUGUCUGAAAGCUCCUACCUUUACUCUUGUGUGCAUGAAAUGCCAAAAUCUGAGACAGGGAGAGCACGCCACCUUCCCUUUUUGUGCAUGAAUGAAAGGAGAAGGCAGGGAGAGCAUCAUCGAAGCCCCCUGAGCAUAAAAUGUCUGCAGAGGAAAGUAAAGGUAGUCUAAAGCUGUUUUAAAGUGAACAAACAUCCUGACAUUUGUCGUGUGUAGAAGGUAAUGGGCCAUCUUAGACGAGGACACAGUUUGCCUUUUGUAAAAUACUUAAGAAAGACCAUCUUUGUAGAGAUAAUCAGCUGUUUCUUUCAGGUAUUUACUCACAUUUCUUCAUCUCUGAUCCACUCAGGUCACAUUAGCUCCAAGGCUGUCAGAGGAAGCCAGAGGAGGCCAGUACGAGGAGUUCAAACCAGAACUGUCUAAUAAGGUGGAAGAAGAUGUCUACGUAGUCAGUACUUUUGACUAUGAGAAUGUUCGAAUCCAACCAGAUGAAACCGGUGCUGGAGUCACUCCUCGGACAUACCCCCGUGUCCCUGGCUCUGACCUAGAUGAAGUCAAAACUGAAGAACCGGGAGACCACACAGCAAUAAGAACCACCACCAUGACCCCUUAUCUGCCCCAGCGCCCAGAUGCAGUCCACCCAGGUGUCUCAAGACCAGUUCCUGGAGUCUCCCUCAAAGAGGAGCGAGAGGGUUCUGCAGGCCGUGAGACUGGUGCAGAGGCGGGUGUGGGAGAAGAAUUCGCAGGUGGCGUCAGAACCACCUCAGCUUCAGGACUCCAGCCAGGUGUGAGGACUGAAGAGGCGGAACUUGGAGGAGUGGAGCCUCCUGCUUUUACCCCUGACUCACAGCCACGGAAACCCCAUGCAGAGACCCCCACUGAAGACCCCGAAGGGUCUGCCUCUGGAGGGGAAGAUGAGGCUUCAGGACAAGAACCAUCAGAGUCAGCCAAGGGUCCCGGCACACCCCCAAAGAGUUACACCCCCGCUCAGACCCGGCCCGGAGCUCCAGAAGGCCCCAUGGUUUCACCUGCUGUCGACAGGGUCUCAGAGCCAGGCUCAGGUGUGGACCAGCUGUCCGGGGAGGGGGAGGUUUCUAGGGAGGGUGGUCCGGCUUACCGUCCAACAGGGAUCCCUUUGACUGAUUUACCAGAUGUUGCUGCUGCGCCGAGGGCACCCAGACCCCCCUCACACCCCUCCUCUGCUGCUGCAGCUGACACCUUAGGGUCUGAAGGCCAAGCCCUCCACCCCACAGAGUCCUACAGAGUCCACGACAAAGAUUCCACCACAAGAACCACACCACUAUACACAUUUGACCACAGCUCCAAGUCUGUUCCUGAGUGGGCCCUGUCCCCGGACCCUGCUGCCACCCGUCUGCCAGGGGAAGAGUUUGUGGACUAUGGCGGUCAGAGAGAGGCCACUGCGGUGAAGUGUGCGCCCCAGACGUCACAACAGACAAGGACCACGGAGCAACCGGAGAGCGGAACAGACGCGGAUCCUUCUCUGGAGGCCAGCACCGUGGAUGUCAGAGGUACCUGACCUGCAUGAUUAGAGGUUGAUUCUCCUGAUGCUUCAUCAGUGUCAACAUGACAUGACACCAUCCCCCCGGAACCCCCCCCCCCCCCCCGAGCCAGUGAGUGAAAUCUCUGGAGUCCCUGAAAACAGAGGCUCUGAGAGAACCUGUACGACAGCCAUGUUUAGACAAGACAGGAGUGGGGAAAUCGACCCUAAUGCACAAAGACCUGCAAGUGCGAGUAAUGAAUUUACCAUGUAGUCCGUUUUUAAAGAUCUGGAAACCUCGUUAAGUGAAGGUUUUCAGCUUCUGCUUAUUCAUUUUCUGUUUAAGUGCCAACAACACAGUAACUCUAUGUUGUUUCACUCGUCUCACAAGAAGACAGUGGAGUUCUUGAAGUUAUUAAAAGAGAUAUUCCGGCGUAAAAUUAAUUUAGGGUCAAAGACACUGUAACACCAAGUUAGACACCCCCUCCAGAGAUGAAUGUUGCUGAACACUUGCUUCUCUAGUUAUACCAACUUUAGGAAUGACCACAGGAUAGCAAUACAGAGAGCCACUCUAUAGCUACAAAUAUUGCUCGGAACAGCACCUAACUUCAUCAACAGUACAUAUAGGGUUCCAGCCAUAGCGCUAGCCACCAAACAUCUUUUAAACUUUGCCUGAUUUCUUCAGCAAAGAGACUAAACACAACUCACCUACUCUCUUCCAGCAGCCGCUUGUUUGUAGUGAGACCUCAGGCCGGUCCAUUAUGGACUACAGCGGGGUGACGCAGCUGAAGGAAGAACAUUUAGGAUCAUUUCUUUAUCAUUUCCUUGAAGUUAUAAUCAUCAUAUUAAUCAUUUUACACUGCAGACGCGGUAGUUCUUCUGCCGUAACGUCUCGGUCUGAUUGCAUUUCCAUGAUGAAAUGUUCAUAAAUGUUCUUCCUUGAGCUGAGUCACCCCAAAGUUAGUUGCUGUUCUGAGCAUUAUUUGUGGCUAUAGAGUGGUGUUUUGGUUGAGGUUUGUUUAUGGCUCUUCAGACCGCUGUGUAUUGCUAUCCGCGGUCAUUACUAAAGUUGGUAUAACUAGAGAAGCAAGCGGUCAGCAAAAUUCAUCUCUAGAGGGGGUGUCUAACUCAGUGUUACGGUGUGUUUGAUCCUAAAAGAAUUUUAUGCUGGAAUACCCCUUUAAUAGUAUUGCGCUAGUUUGAAUUCCUGUUUAAGUUUUCAUCAAUACUGCACAGCCCUACUUAAAGGUCAUUUGGUUGAUUGUCAAAGGUGAUAAAAGACAGACUGGUGCUGACUUUGUUUGUAUGUUAUGGUCUGGGCAGGUCUCCUGCCCUGCUCCACCAGCGUGUGUCAGAACGGAGGCUCCUGCUACAUAAAAGGAUCACAAAACAUCUGCGUGUGCACACCUGGAUACACCGGGGAGCGCUGUGAGACAGGUACACACACACACACACACACACACACACACACACAGCAGUGCAGAGUCCUUCAUAUAAAGGCUGGUUCUGACCCCACGCUGAUGGAUGGAUCAUGCUGGAUAAUAGCAGCUUGUGUUGUGUGUCUGCAGAUGUGGAUGAGUGUCACAGUAACCCCUGUCUGAACGGAGCCACCUGUCUGGAUGGAGUCAACUCCUACUCCUGCCUCUGCCUGCCCAGCUAUGCGGGAGCGCGCUGCGAGCAAGGUCAGCUGACUCUGAGUGAUUACAAAGAGUGCUGUUACACCAAUGUGACCCAAUUAAAAGACAAUGUUUUUGUUGCUAUCAGGCUCAGAAGUUUUUUUUUUUUUUGAAGGCCUCCAGACUCCAUGAUCAAAUCUGGGGAUUUUACCUGCAGGAGUUGUUGGUCUACUGCUUACUUGAUUGGGUAGUUUGUGUAAAAACUUAACACUGUUGUUACAAUCAAUUACACAAACAAACCAACCAGUUAAAGCAGCAGUAGACCAACAACUCCCAUGUCUGAAACAAGGCUGUGGUACUGUAGCUGCUGUAGGGUUUACUUUAAGUUCUGCUGAAAAAACAUAACCUACCAAAUUAUCACUUUAAGGUAUAUUCUGGCAUAAAAUUAAUAAAGGGUCAAACACACGUUAACGCCGAGUUUGACACCCCCUCGAGAGAUGAAUGUUGCCUACCGCUUGCUUCUCUUGUUAUACCAACUUUAGUAACGACCGCAGGAUAGCAAUACAGAGAGCCACUCACUCAACCAAAAUACCACUCUAUAGCCACAAAUAAUGCUCAGAACAGCACCUAACUUCAUCAACAGUACAUAUAGGGUCCCAGCCAUAGUACUAGCCACCAAACAUCUUUUAAACUUUGCCUGAUUUCUUCAGUAAAGAGACUAAACACAACUCACCUACUCUCCUCCAGCAGCCGCUUGUUUGUACAGAGACCUCAGGCCAGUCCGUUACGGACUACAGCGGGUUGACGCAGCUCAAGGAAGAACAUUUAGGAUCAUUUUCUUUAUCAUUUCCUUGAAGUAAUGAUCACCAUAUUUAUCAUUUUGCCCUGCAGACGCAGUAGUUCUUCUGCCUUAGCGUCUCGGUCUGAUUGUAUUUCCAUGAAGAAAUGUUCAUAAAUGUUCUUCCUUAAGCUGCGUCAUCCCUGCUGUAGUCCAUAAUGGACUGGCCUGAGGUCUCGCUACAAACAAGCGGCUGCUGAAAGGCUUGGUUGAGGUUUGUUUAUGGCUCCUCAGACUGCUGUGUAUUGCUAUCCUGCGGUCGUUACUAAAGUUGGUAUAACUAAAGAAGCAAGCGGUCGGCAACAUUCAUCCCUGGAGGGGGUGUCUAACUCGGUGUUACGGUGUGUUUGACCCUUAAUAAUUUUACGCCGGAAUAUCCCUUUAAAAAUAGUCAUUUAACUCCACAGAGCGCAGGAGUUGUUGAUCUACUGCUGCUUUCAUUAGUUUAAUUGUAUCCACGUAUAAACUGACCAAUCAAAGUGAAAAGUCACUCAGCUGUUAAAACAAGUCCGACCUUGUCCCGCAACAACUGACCACCAACUCCUGAGCUCCUGAGUCGGUGAAGAGACAGUGAUGUGACGGCUGUUUUUUUCAACCUAAUUAAACCUUUUUUGUGUGUCGACUGAUUUUGUAAAGCCACUUAGAAUGAAAUGUGAGGAAGCUUUAAAGUGGCUGAUUUCCUGUUAAUUUAGCAGAAAUUAAAAAAAAAAAACAACUUUAGAAAAACUAAAAAAAACAGACAAACUUGAUUUUAGGAAGUGGAUAGUAAAGUAGAAAUUGUAGAAGAAGUAUUGUGAUGUACUGUGGGCUGAGACUGAGCUUUCUGCCUGCCUGAACUAGCACUGUGCUAAUCUAAUGAUCAGUGUAACUGCUGUUUAUUCUGUAGAGGACUAAAGAAGGAUAACGGUGACCCAGUUAGUCGAAUAAAGACACAUAUCCUUGUACAGUUACAUAGGAGUUGUUAGUCUGCUGCUUUAACUGGUUGAUAUCAACGAUUUUAAAAACCAUCUUAAGUUUUUACAGGAUAAAAAUGUAGAUUCAGUGGUUGGAAUUUGUGGCAGCUACAUGGCUGUAUGUCCAGUGCUCAGCAUAAAUGAGUACACCCCUUCAGAGUUGUCAGAAAACCUUUAGUUUUCUUUCAAAAUCAACAUUUUCUACAUCAGACUACACAACAAAAUACUCCCCCAAAUGUAGGCCAUUGAUUGCAAACAAGAGUUUUUAAGUUGCAUACAUUUUCAAAAUCAGGAUGCAAAAUAAGUUCAAAGUUCUGGAAGCAAAGGUAAAUUUUAGUUACCAUAUAACCCUUAUUUUCACCUUAUGGUAUAUCAAAUGUUAUAUUAAACUCAGCUUUGUCAAAAUUUUGGAAAUUGUACUUUUGCUCAUUACUUUUAAUAGGGGGUGUACUGACUUAUGCUGGGCAUUGUACUCAACCAGUUUGAAGGAGUUUUAGACCUGCAAAGAAACACUCAAGUCGGGCUUAUUAAACCCUGACUGACCUUUUUAUGAAUAAGAAGUCUGUAAAAGAGUGUCACUGGCGCUCAGGUGGGUCCAGCCUGCUGCCUGCUCUCCUCCUCUUCACAGCCUCUUUGCUCAGCUGUCCUCCAGCUCUGGGUGGAUCCUCUUUAGCAGAUUAGUUCCAGCUUCUCCUUCAAUUUUUGUGACAUUACUCAGCAGCUAAUCAAAGUUCAGGCAUACAAACAGACUCUGGGGAUUGAUAUUUUCCGAGUCAAAGAUCUCCCUCUGUUUUCUUUCUAUCAGAAGUUCAGUGUUUGUACAGUUUUAAAGCUGCACUGAUAAGCUCACUCUCUUGGUUUUAAAAUGUUUCUGUUUGUUAUUGAGAGUCGUCACUCUGAUUUAAUCUCAGGGAGUAAACCUGGUGGACUCUCAAAGAACCACAGGGUGAUGAAUGUUUUAUGUACAAUUUUGGACAUUUGUUGUUCAGUUUUUUUUACUCCUGUUUCCACUCAGUUAUGGCUGGCAUGUAUAGAAAGUGGAAACCCCCUGUUUUAAAGUUCCCAGUCUGCAGGGUGUGACCGUGUAUGGAGGAUGUAUGUAUGACGUAGUCCAGAACUUAAAUUCUUCUGUAUAUUUGGCUCGUCCUGAUACAGGCAGAGAGAGAGAGAGAGAGAGAGAGAGAGAAACGAAGCGCAGACACAGCUGUCCUCUCUCUGAAGGAAAAAAAAUAUAGAUAAUUGCUCUUUUAUUUUGGCAGAAAGCUUUUGCAGCUGUGUGGCACUGAGUCAGCACUAAGUCCGGCUCCAUACGGCUGCAGACUCUGAUAAGGACUCCUCUGGACUCUCCUGGAUGUUAAGGUCUCUAACUGCUGUGAAGACCCUCAUGGAUUCAGAGCGUCCUGUAGACCUCACCUGUCCCCUCCAGGUGUCUGCACAGUGGACUCAUAGAAUCCGGGCCGGUCUGCAGCGGUUAAUACCCCGGAGUCCCGACAGCAUCUUUCCAUCUCAACUUUAUUGGUGCUCUCAUUACUCUGAGUCCUCUGAGACAAAACAGUCAUUGUUUACCGAAGAGCCUGAUGAAGUGAGGAGCUGAGGGGAGCAGACCAGGAGCCAGGACCACCCCACCCCCCUGGGAUGUUCCUGUGCUCUGUUUUCAGCAGUAUUUCCACUAAACCCAUAAUUUAGCUAAUAACGAGCACCGUUUCAGGGUUAGUGGCCGGAUGUUUUAAAUCCAGAACAAAGAUUGAACUACUGCAUGUUCAGAAACCUGGAAAAGCUUAAAAAUGAUAGAGAGCAGCAGGAGGAGGAGCAUCUUUUGUUCUCAAGAUACAAAGAGUUUUGUUAGGGUUUGUGAGGAGACUUUGUCCUCCGGUGGGGCUGGGCGAUACGGGAAAAAGUUUAUCACAAUAUAUUUUUCAUAUCAGCCAAUAUUGAUAUAUAUCACGAUAUUUGCAAUACAAUAAGCUCCUGCAUCUGUGAGGUCUUUGUGUCUCUGCAACGUUUUGUCAUAAGGUGUUGUGAUAGAGAAAGCAGACUGAAUGGUCGGCUGUUUUGGCGGCACAGGCGCCAUGGGCUCCUUACUCCACUCAGGGUUUGUAACCUUAUGCGUUGUGCAUGCUCUGCGGCGUGGCGCUGCUUCAGGUGGUGAAAAAGAUUUGAGGUAUUCCCCGACUUUGCAAGAACAUGUACUCGACAUAAUUUGCAAUACACAUUACUCUGCUCUCUCUGUCUGAGGUGAGAAAUAAACCAAACAGAUUUUGAGUGAGCUCUGACUACUAUUGUUAAAACCUGGUUUCUGGUAUUAGUGGUAUUAUAAGUCCUCCGCCAGCUCCAGCUAAACCGGCCUGUGAUUUCUGGCUCCUCUGUCAGAUAUCAAGGAUCACAAACCUUAGGGAGUAGACAGAAGUCUGCAGAACCCUGAUAUGGAUUUGGACUUCCCUGUGCCAGCUGUGUUAUCCACCAAGACAUACAGCGAGACAUUCACCACUAUGUAUCAUUAAGAGUUCAAUGGUAGAAAAACAUGGCGUUUGGUUCGACUGUGUUUUCUAAAAUCGUCCUUUUCAUUGAACAUGGAACAGUAACUCCUUAUUUUACCGCCUGUUUUUUUGAACAUAUCCUUUUCUUCUUCUUUGCAGACACAGAGGUCUGUGGGUUCGGCUGGCAGAAGUUCCAGUCUCACUGCUACAAGUACUUCACACACCGUCGUACCUGGGACUCUGCGGAGAGGGAGUGUCGCCUGCAUGGUGCCCACCUGACCAGCAUCCUGUCACUGGAGGAGCAGACGUUUGUCAACGGUAAGUCCAUCAUUUUGAGUUUUCUCUUCUUCAGAGUUGAUCCAAACCUUCUCAAACGUAUUCAGGAACUCUGUUCAUGACCUUGCAGGGUUCGACACUAUCUUUUUUUCACAAGGAGCACAUGAAGAUCUUUAGGGGCACAAUGAAAAUUAAUCAAACAAUGUGUGUCUUACUGGUCAUUGACAUGGAAGCUAUUGAAGGAAAACAGCCUUUCUUGAGAACAUCAACCGAUAAUUUAUUGAUGGUCCCUCAUUCAACACCCGAUGUUGACAGCGAGGGUGCCGAGUAGAUUUAACCGCGCUGCUGUUGUUAUUCCCGGUUAUGGAGAGUGAGAAGACAUCGGUAGAUCCUCAGUGAAUGUCCAUCAAAUAUCCAACCUAAAACUAACUUCACUGCGGUAUUCACAUAAAAAAAAUAUUUGUUGCCUUGGCUGAUUUUUUUAUGCGCCCACGUGCCCCUAAAUACAUUUAUUUUUAGUAGCAAAUGUGAGUGAAACGGUCACACUGUCGAGCCCUGCCUCAUACUGUAAACCAGGUUUUUACUCCUGCCCCCCAUCCAUGAGCUGAAGACUUUAGGAUCAGGUCCACAUCUCUCCUUGGAGCGAAUUUGUCUGUAAAAAGUUAAAAGCUGCACUUACAGGAGUUUACGCAUUUGGAAAAGAGCAGCUCAUAAACUCGCUCUAAUCCGGCGAUGAGUGCUGCUGCGAUAAAAACUAAGUGGACUUUCCAUCGGAGAUCAAAGCGGACUCUGUUCAGACCGUGUCUGGGUUUAUUAGGGAAACUGCUGACUGAGGAGAGAUGGACUUGCGCCACAGAGCCUCGGCGUUUCCUCAGCUCUCUUGUUUGUUCACACACUGGUUACUCACACACAUGUUCAAACCACAGACUUGUAAACAACCGAAUCAACACUCCAGCUCUGCGCCUCACUCCAUCACACACUCCUCUUUUCCUGCCAGACCUCUUCAAAGUCCAGGUUGAGUUUUUUGCUGUUUCCUGUUUGUAUAAAAAAGAGCUGAGUGGAUGCAAAUUUUGGGUUCUGAUGUGUUUCAUCUCUGCAGAUCUGGGUAGCGACUACCAAUGGCUCGGCCUCAACGACAAGAUGUUUGAGAGAGACUUCAGGUGGACUGACGGCAAGCCGAUGGUAAGAGGACAUCAGUCUGUGUUUGUUUAUGCUCAUGAGGUAAAACUCUAAUGUCUGGACUUUGGUUCUGGUCCAGAUCAGACAAUGUGGGCCAGGCUACAAACAAACCAAAGUAACCCCCAAUUUCCACCCCAUUAAGAACGGCUACGAAAAGGCCGUAUCUGCUGAUCGUAGCUGAUGGUAGCCAUUCAAGUUAAUGUGUCAAUUUCCACCGGCUUCUUUCCAUUUCGCUGCGGAUCGCCAGACUCCACAGCUGAUCACAAGAGUUCUAUUUUUUUCUGGACGUUAGAGCAUGCCGGAUAAAUUCAGCACAGAUUAACCCGUGCUGGAAAGGAAGUCGGGCACAGACACAAAAUAAAACAUCCGGCUUGUUUUCAUAAUAAAACACUGUGUUUUAGGCGGAUCGUAUUUCACACCAUGCAAACAGGCGGAGAUGAACAAGUGAAAGGAUUUUAGACGUCAUUUCACCCCAAUGACACCAUGGAUGAGAGGAUGCUGAUUCUAGAGGUCUAGAAGUAGAGUUCCUCCUCUGGAAGGACACAAUCUACUGCUUAUAUGUCUAUGUGUCUGUCUUUAUAGGGACAACUCGAUAUCAUGUGAUUGUACAUGAAUCACGGGUUCCUGUAAGUUCUCGCGAGUCCUGCUGUCUGAAAUCCACUAUUAAAUUUGCCUCACCAACGGAUCCGGUAGGAAUUGGCGUAUGGCGAAAAUCGCUGCCAUUCCUGAUCGGAGCCACUCCGGAUGUGGUGGAAAUCCCGGGUGAGGGUUCGUCCAGUUUUAGCAGGUUUACUUUGUGCUGAGUGGAGGUCUGAAGUCCUGGACUGGUGGUCAGGGGGCUUGUGAGAAGACGUGAGAUCCUCCCUGACACAAUCCCAGAAUCCAUGUUCAGCAUUAUCUCCUAAAAAACUGAGUAACUGAGCAAGUGUUCGUCUCAUUUCUUACAAAAAUCUUUUAAGUUCCUCUUUAUUUUGCAUGCUGGGACAGGACUGUGGUGGUCCAUGCCAGCGCUGUGGAGGACUCUCAGUCAGUGUGUUUACAUGCACAGCUUAAUCGGACUAAGCUCAUGAUUCGUUUUUUUCACCGAACGUGUCCUCCUCCCCCAAACUAGGGGGCAAUAUGGGUCUUUUCAGCGGCGCUGUUUCCGACCCCAUACAACCGUCAACAACAACAGCAGGUCCGUGUCAGACAUCAGAAGUGUCUACAACUGAUGCUGGGCAUUUUGGAGCAAGAAGAUGGAGCAUCAUACAGCGUUGUUUUUGUCGUACAUGAUGGACGCGCUAUGCAUUGUCCGAUCAUACUCUGACAACGCUGGUUACAUGGUAGAGAAUAUUGAAUUCCAAUCGCAUUAUCUGGGUUUCUUAAUCGGAGCUCUCCAACUGUGAUUAUAGUUGGACUUAGGUGUUUACAUGCACUUCAGUUGUCCGGUCUUAAUCGGAAUAAGGUGAUAAUUCCGUUUUCUCGAGUGUCAUGUAAACAUACUGGUUGUGAAUAAGCCCAGGUCUUGCUUGGCCGGACUGAUCUCCGCUCUUGGUUUCUGUGCUGAGGGACAGGUUUGUUGUGACCCGUCCUAACUCUGCACCAAAGGAAAAAAAAAAAACAGGGGUCCUGUUUUCCUCUGAUGUUGUCUAAACCUGUCGCAGAUGUCUUUCUCCAAACUCAGGAUUUGAUUGUGUAGGACAAAUGUUCUGGAUCACAGAUGAACAAAUACACAAGAUCAAAGUUUGACCGACUACAGCGUGGAGACCUAAGGUCAAACCAAGUUCUGACUAAGAGUCGGGACAUGCACGUCGUUCCUCCAUCCUUUUUCUUCUGCUGAAACAAUCAGAAACAUGCAAACAUCACUCCUGUGCGCUGCAGCUCCCCCGUUUCUCACUCAUGAUGUCAAACUCUCACAUUCGUCCCGGUGGGAACCCUCAGAUCCAGAUCCAGGUCUGACCGCGGCCUGAAACCUGAAGCUGAGGAGACUCUGCUGUCGUCAUGUGUUAUCAUUCGGAGGGAGGCACGCCCGAACUCGGGUCAAACACGAGUACGCAUAUGUUUCUGUGGUCCUGGUCUAAAACUGAAGCAGCUCGUUGUGGAUUUCCUUGUGUGUGUUUGUUGUUCGCCCUGCAGCUCCUCUCUCUCUCUCUCUGGAACCAUCUGGAAUAUUUGGUGAUUUCAGACUCGGAGCAGAAAUCAUCUUCAGGAUGACGCAGCACUGACCCAGAUUUCCACAUCGGGAAACUCUUUAAAGGGAUUAAAUCCGAUCCGUGUUUUUUUAUUUGUUUUUAUGACGAUAAAGUCAAACAUUGAAUUUGUUUGUUUCUGCAGCAAUUCGAUUACUGGAGGCCCAACCAGCCCGACAGCUUCUUCCAGUCAGGAGAGGACUGUGUGGUGAUGAUCUGGCACGAGGGCGGGCAGUGGAACGACGUGCCCUGUAACUACCACCUGACCUUCACCUGCAAGAAAGGGACAGGUACAAGAACAUGCAGAAUCUAGUGCACGUAUGUCUCAGUUUGAUCUCUGCAAACACCAACAGCUGAUCAGGUGGAGGAGCAGAGAUGAGUCACAGACUCCAGAGUUUGGAACCAGUUUAAAGUUUUUCAUGGGGUGGGGCUUAACUUCAAAAGAAGGACGACAAAUAUACUGUACUAUGACAUUUUUAUCAUACUAAAAUCCAAAAUAUAAUCAUACUAUACUAUGAUAUUUUUCAUUUUACUAUACUAAGACAUUUUUAUCAUACUAUACUGUGACAAUUUUAUCAUACUAUACUGACAUUUUUUUCAUACUAAAAUGUGAAAUUUUAUCAAACUAUAACAUUUUGACAUACUAUACUAUGUCUUAUAGAUAGAUAGAUAGAUAGAUAGAUAGAUAGAUAGAUAGAUAGAUAGAUAGAUAGAUAGAUAGAUAGAUAGAUAGAUAGAUAGAUAGAUAGAUAGAUAGAUAGAUAGAUAGAUAGAUACUUUAUUAAUCCCAGAGGGAAAAUCAAAUUUGAAUUACUCUCUGGGAUGAAUACGGUAUCCGUCUUUUUUCACACAAAAUUUUUAAUGUUUAUUCUACUAUUCAAUGACAUUUUUAUCAUACUAUAUUAUGACAUUUUAAUCAUACUAUACUAUGAUAUUUUGAGUAUACUCAUUUUCGUAAUUUCUAUCAUACUUUACCAUUACUUUUUUUAUAAUUAUACUAUACUGUGACAUUUUUAUUAUACUUAAUUUAAAAUUGUAUUUAUACAAUACUUUGUCUUUUCAUACUAUAUUUUUUUUAUAUGUUUGGUUGUUGACUGUGGAAUUUAUAUCCUACCAUAUGACAUACAUCAUACUUUACUAUGAUUUCUUCGAUAUACUAUACUUUGACAUUUUUUUCACACUUUAAUUCAGAAAUUUUAUCAUGCUAUACUUUUACAUUUUCAUCCUUGAAACUUUGACAUUUAUAUCAUACUUUACUACGGGUCAUACUAUACUAACAGGUCUUUGCUGCUGCUCUGGCUGCCUUUGCUCUUCAUGCUCUCUUCAGGCUUUUGUUUUUCACAAGCAGAUAUAAAAGAACAGGAGCUCUCAAAACCAUGACUUCCUGUAUGAACGUGAUACCUCUCUCUGAGAGCAGUGGUCCUGAUCAGAUCAGAGCCGCAGUGAUUUUGUUCCUGUGUUUGUCGUUGAGCCUCGAGUUUGAAACUCUUUGUUUCUCCUCCAUCAGUCUCCUGUGGACAGCCGCCUGUGGUGCAGAAUGCGCGCGUGUUUGGAGCCAUGAAGCCUCGUUAUGAGAUCAACUCUCUGCUGCGCUAUCACUGCAAGCAGGGCUUUAUCCAGAGACACGCCCCCACCAUUCGCUGCCGUGCCAACGGCCAAUGGGACACGCCCAAAGUCACCUGCACAAGUCGUAAGUAGUCAGAGGAAGUUAUAGGUCAGAAUCUCAGAUGUUUUCACCGUUGACACUGUUUCAUUCCCGCCUUUAGCUGCCACCUACCACAAAACAGCGACCGCACGACGCCGCAUCAGCCAGAACGCUGAGCAGCAGCAGAACCAGCUGAAUAACCCGCACGUCCAUCACACUAAGACACCCCAGAUACUCAACCCCGCCCCAGAGGAACCACGUAGCCACAACUUCCUCCAGAGAGCAAAGAGGCAGGGGCAGCAGACACUCCCCGAGGAGCAGAUGAGACGCUGACGGGUCUGCAGUUCCAACGAGCCAAAACCAAAAGGCUGGUUCUGACGCUGCAGAGGCGCUGACAGAUGGAGGUUGACCUCUCUGUCUGUCAGUGCCUCUAUAAAGGAAAAGGGACGUGUGUCAGCAGAAAGUCCAAAAACACAAAAACCUGAACCAUAACACUAGUGAGACAUCAGUUCAGUCUUAAAGGUAGCUUCAAUGCCCCAAACUGCAAAACCCGGUUCCCUUAAGUCCUCAGUGUGCGCCCCUCUGUCACCCUUAUGUUAAAGAGACCCUGUGGAGUUUUUAUAAUCCUGUUCACGCUCUUAUGUUUUUCCAAGCUCAGUAUUUUGUCUCCUGCAUGGUGCAUUUGUUCGCAUGUUUGCUCUUUAUAACAAUGAAGUUUGGCCUCUACAUGCAUGUUUCCAAUAAAGUCAGGCUUUCAGAGCAAAUAUUUCCCAUGAAGUAUCCUGACACUGCUCCACUUCUCUGUCAAUCUUUGUUUCCAAACUUUGCAGAACCAGAUUUUGGAGAAGGAAGUUUUCAGGGUUUAGUCCUGAGUAGUCUGGUCUACCUGCAUUUGCUGCAAAAAGAGAUCUGGUGUGGAGAGGACAAGUGAAGAUAUGCAACCUACUCAAACACAAUCCCAGAUCCUUAUUUCUGAUAUAAUCUACAAGAGUUUUUCUUAUUUCUUUAAAAAUUGUUUUAUUAGACUUACAGAGAGCUGCAUUGACUUAAUGAGCAGCGUAUUUUAAGACAUAAGAUACAAAAACAAGACCUGAAUGGCAUGUAAUGAUGAGAAAAAACUGCUAAUGAAGAACAAAAACUUAUUUAGGCCUUGAAUCUGCAGGUUCUUGUGAUUUCCUGCGAUUCCUGCUGUCCGUAACCUACCACAAAAUUCGCCUCCCAAAUGGAUCCGGUAGGAAUUGGCAUAUGACAAUUCCGAAUCGGAGCCGUUCCGGAUGCAGUGGAAAUCUGUCUUAAGUCUGUGUCUGAUCCAGCUACAGUCACAUUGACUGUCAUCAAUGCCCGCUCUAUUCUGCUCCAGAGGGUCUUUGCUGCUGUUCUCCCUGCCUCCCUCCCAGCUCCUCCUAUUUGGUUUUACUCGGAUCAUUUGGAUCGUCACUAACUCCUGCUCUGUUGUGCCUUUGCUGCUGCUCUCCCUGCCUUGGUCUUGCAUGAAUGCAGACAGACAGAGUGGGGGUGGGAUGUGCUCCCCCUCUGUCUGCAGAAAGGACAAGGAGCUCUCAGACCAGAGCUGUACCAACAGAGCUGACUGACUACAUGACGCUAAAUAAGCCAACAUCUGCAUGAACAUCAUCACAUCCUCUCUCGACUCUCUUUACCAGACAUGCACUCGGCGUCUGUCCCAUGAGUCUAACCUCACAGGUGGUACCGCCCCCUUUUUUCCAGCUGUUUUUCCAGUCAGCUGCUUGCAUGUGCGUUUAUAUUUUCCUGUAUCAAAACUCUGCUGCACAUUUCUGCGCGCUCUCAUGAACUCCACAGAGUCUCUUUAAAUGUAAGGGGUAAAAAAAACGGCACAUAAACUUGUCACGGCCAAAACCAAAACCUUAACAGAGAUAUUUUUUAUUUUAUCCUCUGAUUUUUCCCUGAUAGAGAGAAUCUGAACAUCUGGUGCAGUUUUCAACCAGAAUCAGCCCCACAUAUUUGCAUGUUUCACUUUAAAUUAUUGUCAUUGUACCUUUAUUUUAAUUCUAUCAGUCAAUCACGACCCACUCCUCCUGGCCAAUGUCCCCGUGUAGAAUUUUGUAUGAAAUAUUGAGCUAAAAUAAAGUUUUUAAAAAAGGGAGAGCAGCACAGAAACAAACACACACACACACACACAUGCAGAGCUGAGAGGGAAACGUCUAUGAAUGUUUGGUGUGUGUGUGUUUGUGUGUGCGUGUGUGUGUGUGUGUGCUGCUACUAAUAACAAUAAGAUUUAUAAUAUAGAUACUAUAUGAAGCCAUAUGAAUUAACUUAUUGUAUACUGAAAACUAUGAAUGAACUGUGAUUAUGAUGAAAGGUCGUUGAAACUGAAACGACGACUCUCUUCGCUGUUUACAGACUCUGUCAUGUUUGUUCGCUGCACCGAGCAUCUGAUUAGCGACGUUAGCUUGAUGAGCUUUUUCAUCUCCGGCUGAUUUUUUUUAACGAUUUUCUCAGCUGGAACUCUUUUUUAUACAUGUUGCUUUUUUUCUACAGAUCUGGAAUCUGUUUAAAUCCAACAAAUAAGGGAAUGUGAAAGAAAAAAUCUACAAGCUCCACAAGAUUAUUUUAUGUGAUUUUUAUUCAUUAAACUUCUCAUCUUCAUGCUUUUAAAACUUUUUUCUGUUUAUAUCAAGUGUUUCAAUGUAUACGCAUCUUUUUUAAAAUGUUUUCCACUCUGUGUGGUUAAUGAGGUUCACUGUUUCUGUUGCACAAGAGCUCAUUUUUAUGUAAUCAUCCUCUCUUUUUGCAAAAAUGUCCAUCAUCCUGGUUUCAUCGUCAACUGAGUGUGCAAUAAAAGAAUCUCUUAUAACAGAAUCUGUGGUUUUUGUGCUCCUUUAUUCAACAUCUCUUUAUUUACACUUCGUUCCAAAUGAUAUUUAAGUGUCAUAAAGGUUCCAUUUUUUGUUUUUCAAUUAAAGUCAUGGAUGGUACUGUGUCUCAGGGCUCUUUGAAUCACUGAAAUCAAUCCCAGACACCUGUGACAAUUAAGGAAAAAACUACUAAAGAGGGACGUUCCACAUUAUUAAGCAGACCAACGUUUUCAAGCAGUAUGGGCUCCAGAGGGUCUUUGCUGCUGUUCUCCCCGCCUCCCUCCCAGCUCCUCCUUUUUGGUUUUACUAGGAUCAUUUGGAUUGUCACUAACUCCUGCUCUGUGGUGUCUUUGCUGCUGCUCUCCCUGCCUUGGUCUUGCAUGAAUGCAGACAGACGUUCCACAUGUUUUCAAGCAAUGUGGGAAAGAAAAAGGAUCUCUCUGCUGCUGAAAAGCCUGAAAUAGUUGCAUGCCUUGAACAAGGUAUGAAAACCUUCGAUAUUUCAAGAAAACAUAGGUAUUAUCAUCAUACUAUUAUUACAUCAUAUUACAAAGCAGCAAACAGAUAUUUUAAGCUGCUGAUGUCUCUGGAGUCCCAUGAACUUCAAGCUGUAGGAUCCACCAGAGGCUUGAAGUUGUGUAUAGACCCUCUAUUCGGCUACCUCUAGACAAUGCUCACAAGCAGAAACGGUUGUAGUGGGCCCAGAAAUAUAUGAGGACUAAUUUCCAAACAGUCUUGUACACUGAUGAGAGCCGUGCAACCCUGGAUGGUCCAGAUGGAUGGAGUAGUGGAUGGUUGGUGGAUGGCCACCAUGCCCCAACAAGGCUGCAACGUCGCAGAGUUAUGUUUUGGGCUGGAAUCAUGGGGAGUGAGCUGGUCAGCCCUUUAAGGGUCCUUAAAGGUGUGAAAAUGACCUUGGCUAAGUAUAUGGAGUUUCUGACUGAACACCUACUUCCAUGGUACAAAAAGAAGAACCGUGCUUUGCGUAACAGAUCAUCUUUUAUCAUCUUCAUGCAUGACGAUGAACCAUGUCAUGCUGUAAGGAAUACCUUUGCAUCAUUGGCUGCUAUGGGCAUAAAAGGAGAGAAACUCAUGGUGUGGCCCCCAUCCUCCCCUGACCUCAACCCUACUGAGAGCCUUUAGAGCACAGGUGUCAAACUCAAGGCCCGGGGGCCAAAUCUGGCCGGUGGAACAAUUAUCUGGCCCACAAGAUCAUAUCAUAUUUGUAUUACUAUUGGCCCACCAGUAUGAAGUAUGCAGAUUUCCGCCAGUAUAAUAAUGUAAAUUUUAGCACCAUUAUUUAAAAUGUCCUUAAUAGACCACAAAAAUCUAGGAAAUUAAAGGUAAGGGAGAUUUGAUAAAUAGUCAAGAAUGUGGGGGAGAAAAUAUGUGGUGUUUUAUUUCAUGUUUUUCAACAUUACAAGUCAAACAUGAUUGGGUUUUCUAUUUCAUGCUUUGAUUUUGUUCAACUCAGUAUUUGAACUUGUGUCAUUUUUAUACUUUAGAUUCCAAUUUUUAAUUUUAAGUCAUAUUUUCACCUUUGAUACCCUAUUUCAACGUUCUCCUCAUGUAUUUGCGCUUUAAAAGCAUUAUUUUUCUAUCUUUAAUAUCAUGCGCUGAUCUUUUGGACUAAUAAAUAAAAAUAGAAUAAAAAUAAAAUUAAUUUUUCUAUCUCAGAUUGCCUUUAAACUUUUUUUUUUAUGUUUUUUGAAUUUCCAAAUAAUUUAUAAUUAUUGCUGUUUUUGUUUUGCAUAUUUUUUUUGAAAAGGAGGUUGACAGUUUUGGUGAAAUGUUGACCCUGUUUGGCCCUCAGGUUAGACCUAAAUCCAGAUUAUUGCCCUUGCUGUGGUUGAGUUUGACACCCCUGCUUUAGAGCGUCCUCAAGCAAAAGAUCUAUGAGGGUUGGAGGCAGUUCCCAUCCAAACAGCAGCUCUAGGAGGCUAUUCUGACAUCCCGCAAACAAAUCUAAGCAGAAACUCUCCAAAAACUCACAAGGUCAAUGGAUGCAAGAAUUCUGAAUCUGCUAUCAAAUAAGGGGUCCUAUAUUCAAAUGUAACUUGACCUGUUUGAUUAAAAUAGCUUUUGAUUGCAGUAAAUAUGACCUCCUAAUGCUGCAAAUUCAACAAAUGACCAUUUUUAGUUCCUUACAACCUAUAAAAUGUCUUGAAACUCUGUUGUGCAUAAUAAUGUGGAACAGUACAUUUAAAAAAAAAUUAUAUUUGAAAAAAUACUGUUAUCAUUGGGAGAUUUGUUCAAUAACAUUUAAAUUAUACUUUAACAGUUAAUGACUUGAAAAUUAUGCUGACUGUCAUUUGCAUUGACUAUUUAGAAAAUCUGAGAUAAAUAUCAUUUGUAUAACAAUUUGGAAUGCAGUGUAAAUCACUUUAGUGUGACUCAGAUUUUUAAAAGAAGACUAAAAUAUAGUUACUGUGAAACCGUGCUGUUAUUCCUUACGUUGACCACCAGGUGUCACUGUGCUGCUUCAGAAACUUUGGAAAGAAAAGAGGAAAAAUGUUAAUGAGGUUCAAGCUGCUCAUGCAGUGAGGAUGAAGUGGAUCAUUAAAGCGGCUCAAAAGGCAAAUCUGUCAAAUCUCUGACUCUGGAGUCAGUGGAGAUGACUUUCCCGAACCUUCAUAAACGCAGAAUUUAUCCUAUUCUAUAAUAGAAUAUUUGGAAUGCCGUAACAGUGUCUUUAUUUGGGGAUUAGAUAUUUAGAUAAGUACUGUUGUAGCAGGUAGGAUUCAGAGGAUGCAUGCUGUGCAGCCUCUCCAAAAACUAGGUCAACUCCUCUCCUUUCCCCCCACCCUCCUAUUUAAAACACCUGUGGCAGGAGAGCUGCCUUUCCCUUUGUCUACCUGCUUGCUGCCACAUGGUCUGAACAGAGGUAAUAAGGCCGGGUUCAUGAUGUUGGACCUUUGAUUUUGAGUCCUUCUUCUCAGUGGCUGAAUUGUGUUUGUGUUCUUUUAGAUUGUCUGAUUGCAGUUUGCACUUUUCCCCGUCAGGAAACACGGAUAAAUGUACCUCAACAGGUGUGAGUGGCUGCAUUUUCUUAAUCGACAGUGUCCAAGACAAAGCAUGAUUUAUGAUGCAUCUUAACGGUGCAAUAUUUUCUGUUUCUUGUUCACAGACUUAAUCAGCUGCUGUUUUUGUUUUUGCCUUGUUAGUGGCUGAAAGACCUUAUGUCUUGCUUAGACCUUGAGAAGAUUCAUUACUCAGUUGCAGGCAAUGACAGGAAAUUCGAAAAGAUCUGGUGACCUUUUUUUCUAGACCACAUUCAGAAACUCUCAUUAUUUUGAGUCAGCACUCUUCUCUUCUAGUUGUUUUCUUUUUGAAAUAUAUUUCUGUGAUGUUUUAAUCAUACAAUUUUAAAUUAUUUUUUUUAAUGGACUUUUUCAGUUUUCAGCGACUUGUCUACAUUUGUAUUUCUCUUCACGUACAGUAGUUCAUUUAACUUAUUCUAUUUUUACUUUUUAGUCCUCAACAUCUUAUGUAUUUCAAGAUCUACAAAACCCGAAUCCCA
Messenger RNA from Xyrichtys novacula (pearly razorfish), 44035 nucleotides. NCBI's taxonomy places the organism in Eukaryota, Metazoa, Chordata, Actinopteri, Labriformes, Labridae. The record is from the annotation of a GenBank genome assembly.